Messenger RNA from Tuber melanosporum (Perigord truffle), 2462 nucleotides. RefSeq lists its product as uncharacterized. Lineage: Eukaryota; Fungi; Ascomycota; Pezizomycetes; Pezizales; Tuberaceae. The coding region runs from base 79 to 2340 and encodes 753 amino acids. Gene Ontology annotation, molecular function: polyubiquitin modification-dependent protein binding. Gene Ontology annotation, cellular component: VCP-NPL4-UFD1 AAA ATPase complex. The transcript has 2 exons. The record is from RefSeq and is a predicted model, not a curated record.
CGACACUUCAACUUCGACAACCGCUCCAUUACCUACAUCUUCAUCAGAGAGGAAUGAAAAUUGCCCUGCACCUCUGUUAUGGCUUCCCCAGUGCUACAUUGGUCCAGCCAGUUAUCCGUACUGCCCUCUUCGGAGAUAUCAUCUUCUCUUGUCGGUGAUAAAAUACUUCUACCGCAAUCAGCGCUUGAGCAACUCCUUGCCGCCGUUUCAUCAACGCAGUCGGGGUCGCAGCCAACACCAGCUUUGACAGACACUCACCCGCCGCAGGUAGAUAUUUCAUGGGCUUCUGCAGCUCGCCAUGAGCGCCCGCAACCACAGCUCCCGCACCCUCUCAUGUUCAGACUAUUCAACCCAAGAAAUAACCGAUUCUCACACGCAGCCCCUUUAGAGUUCUCCGCAGAGGAAGGGAAGAUUGGUAUAUCACCGUUAUUACGGGAUGCACUGGGUAUCGAUGAGGAUGUAGAGAUGAAAGGUGCGGGGGAGGGGGAACUGGUGGAGGAUGAGGAAAAGAGAAUUACAGUCGUGUGGAAAGAUUUACCGAGAGGCACUUAUGUGCGAUUAAGACCUUUGGAAGCGGGGUAUGAUGAGGAGGAUUGGAAAGCUUUGCUAGAGAGAUACUUGAGGGUCAACUUUACUACAUUAACGGUUGGCGAGAUUUUGGCGAUUGGGGGGAGAACACUGGCGAUUGGCGGGAAGGAAAAGGCAGAAUUUCGGUUUUUGAUUGACGCCAUGAAACCGGAGGAGGCGGUGUGUAUUGUCGAUACUGAUCUAGAAGUUGACAUUGAACCAUUAUCCGAAGAGCAAGCUAGAGAAACCUUGAAGCAACGGCUAGCACGGAAGUCCGUCGGUAGCAGCGGUGGCGCUCUCAAGAUCGGCCAGCCAGCCAAAGGUGGAGUUCUGCCGGGUGAAUAUCACUUCUACGAGCUAUCGGAAUGGGACCGAAAGGAGCCGCUCGUAAUAGAACUCGACGAAGUAGACGACGGUGACGAAGUGGAUAUAUUUGUUACAACAUCCAAACACCAUCACAAGCCUCGACAAGACGAGCAUGCAUGGGGAGAUUCCGGAAGUAAAUAUCCAAAAACAAUACAAAUCAAUCCGACAAACAUCGAGCUUGUUGACGUGGAAAGGAUAUUCAUUGGCGUCCACGGAUAUGCGCCACUAGACAUAGAGGAGGGCGGUGAACAACAGGCUGAGGAGGAUAACUCUCCCCGCCCAUAUUCCCUUCGAAUCACCCAAACCGAAAUCCAAGACACGGAAGCCCCCACCAUCACUACUCCACCAAGCCCCGACUACAAACAAUGCAGAAACUGCACCCAGUGGGUCCCAACUCGCACGUUCAUUCUUCACGAAAACUUCUGCCUGCGGAAUAACCUUGUGUGCCCCCAUUGCCACCAAGUCUCCAAACGCGGUGCUCCAAACACCCACUGGCACUGCCAACAAUGCACGGCCCACGGCAACAACACCCCCUACUCCCUGCGAAAGCACGUAUCCAUCUACCACACCCCGCGCCCUUGUCCCGCAUGUGCCUCCUCUUCCUCCCCCUACACAGCCGUAAACCUCCCAGACCUCGCCAUCCACCGCACAACAACCUGUCCCGAAAAACUAGUCCUCUGCCGCUUCUGCCACCUCCUCCUCCCCCAGGAAUCCUCAAGCAACCAUGCCGAGCUUCUCCUCCUAGGCCUGACCCACCACGAACUAACCUGCGGCGGCCGCACAACAAACUGUCAUCUCUGCAACCGAAUCGUAAGAAUGCGAGAUUUAGACGCACACGUUCGCAACCACGACCUUAAAAGGCUAUCCACGCCCCCGCCAAUCACCUGCCGGAACGUGAACUGCGCUCGUACGACUAAGGGCCUCCGCCACCCCAACCCACUCGGCCUCUGCGGGAGUUGCUUUGGACCCUUGUAUGCUCCCGGAUACGAUCCCGGCGACACAGCGCUGGGCCGGAGACUUGAAAGGAGAUUGAUCAGGCAGGCGAUUACUGGCUGUGACAGGGUUUGGUGUCGGAAUGAGAUGUGUAAGACUGGAAGAGCGAAUCUCGGAAUCGCUGACGAUCCUGCGCAGGGUGUUGGGGUGGCGGGCGUGAUGCCGCUUAUCAAGAAGGUUGUGCAAGACUUGAAGGACGGUGGUGGGGAGUUGGGAUUGUGCGUCGAUGAGGGUACGCAGAAGCGUAGGCACCUCGCCGAGAGGAUUGCCGUGGAGAGUGUGCUAGAGAAGGAUGGUGGGUGGGAUGUCUGUUGGGUUGUUGCUGCCGUAGAAGAGGUCAGUGGGGCCGGGGAGGAGGAGGGCGCUAUUAGGGCUUGGUUGGAUAGGAAUGCGGUUAGGAGGGGAGAGCGGUGAUUCGUUUUUGCCCAGUCUUGAGGAUGUCCGGUGCGGAUCUGUUUUUUUUACCGCUGACAGACCUUACACGCUUGUGUUGUAUCUAGAUAUAGACGAGUAUAGUAUUGGUACCUUUGAUAAUG